Lottia gigantea (owl limpet) is the source of this 435-nucleotide messenger RNA. RefSeq lists its product as hypothetical. The record is from RefSeq and is a predicted model, not a curated record. Gene Ontology annotation, molecular function: DNA-binding transcription factor activity, RNA polymerase II-specific; RNA polymerase II transcription regulatory region sequence-specific DNA binding. Lineage: Eukaryota; Metazoa; Mollusca; Gastropoda; Lottiidae. Gene Ontology annotation, cellular component: nucleus. The annotation marks the transcript as partial. The transcript is spliced from 3 exons. Gene Ontology annotation, biological process: embryo development; regulation of transcription by RNA polymerase II.
AAGUUGAGGCCGAGAUUUGACUACUCGAAACUGGCGGAGUCAGCCACACGCGAUGAUGAUGUCGAAGACUCACCGUCCAAGACAGUUUCAGAGAACCAGGAUGCCCAGGUGGUUAAAAAGGAGUAUAUUUGCAAAUACUGCCAGAGACAUUUUACCAAGUCGUACAAUUUACUGAUUCACGAGAGGACGCAUACCGACGAACGACCCUACCCUUGUGAGAUCUGCGGCAAGGCUUUUAGAAGACAGGAUCAUUUGAGAGAUCAUAGAUAUAUUCACUCGAAAGUAAAACCAUUUAAAUGUGAAACAUGUGGAAAAGGAUUUUGUCAAUCCCGAACUUUGGCUGUACACAGAGCUACGCAUGCGCAGGUAAAUAUUAAGCUACAUUUCCGGUUUCUUUUAAAAAAGUAUGACAUUCAUAUAUAUUCUAUUUUUUAA